GGGGAACUCGCUUGCGUCUUAUGAAUGUAUAUGGGCCCACUGAAUGUACCAUCAUGUCUUCUGUGCUUCCUCCGCCAUUGAGAAGCCUUCGCAGGCUAACAUCAUUGGCCGCGGCUUAGGGACAAAUCUUUGGCUUACUGAGGUUGGCAAUCCAUCUCGACUGGCGCUUAUUGGAUCUAUUGGCGAGAUUCUUAUUGAAGGGCCGCUCAUGAGAUUAGAAUACAUCGGGCAGAAGCCUAGCAACUCACAAACAUUCAUUAUUGAUCCACCAUGGCUCCUUGCUGGUAUUGACGGCGAGCUCGGAAGAAAGGGUGGACUGUUUAGGACAGGUGACCAGGUGCGAUGCAGUGAAGAUGGAACGCUUGUAUAUGUCGACCACAUCGGGUCCGAGAUAAAACUAAGAGGACAGCGGAUCGACAUAGCAGGCCUAGAGGAUACAAUCCGACGCCUUAUUCCUCGACAACAUGCACUUACAACCGCAGUGGAAAUUACGCGGAUUCCCUUAAGAGCCAACGUUGCAUCUCGCCAAGGGCUUUUAGUAAUCCUGCUCGUCUUAAUUUUGAGCUUAACAAAAUUCUUCCAUCCUAUCCGAAGCCAGAGGCAUUGGUCUUAA
Trichoderma asperellum CBS 433.97 is the source of this 613-nucleotide messenger RNA. The record is from RefSeq and is a predicted model, not a curated record. Lineage: Eukaryota; Fungi; Ascomycota; Sordariomycetes; Hypocreales; Hypocreaceae.